ACAAACACCCGAACCGGCACACUCGCGUGCACACCAGCGCACGUAUACCCUCCCAGCAAGUGCCCUCACGCACACACUGCGGGGCAUACCCUCGCGCAGACCCCCACAUGCCGACGCCCAGACCCUGACGCGCCCAGCCGCCCGGCCCUUAGGUGGCUGGGUGCGCUCGCGCACGCGCACACACAGGCGCCCCCAGCGCGGCUCCACGCCCCUGGCCACCGCCGGGCUGAGCGGCGGGCGGGGACGCGGCGGGAGUGGCGGCGACAGGGAGAAGAGGAGGCGGAGCAGGGAGACCUCAGCCUGCGGGCCGGAGCUCCUCCUGCCGGCCGGGGAUUUUCCAGCCUGGGCGCAGACGCCGCGGAGCUCUCUGCGGGCCGCCGCGGACCAUGGGCGACAAAGGGACCCGGGUGUUCAAGAAAGCCAGCCCCAAUGGAAAGCUCACCGUCUACCUGGGCAAGCGGGACUUUGUGGACCACAUCGACCUUGUGGACCCUGUGGAUGGUGUGGUCUUGGUGGAUCCUGAAUACCUCAAGGAGAGAAGAGAGCCUCUUGCUCCCACAGUCUAUGUGACUCUGACCUGCGCCUUCCGGUAUGGCCGGGAGGACCUGGAUGUGCUGGGCUUGACUUUUCGCAAGGACCUUUUUGUGGCCAACGUGCAGUCCUUCCCGCCGGCUCCCGAGGACAAGAAGCCACUGACGCGGCUGCAAGAGCGCCUCAUCAAGAAGUUGGGCGAGCAUGCAUACCCUUUCACCUUUGAGAUCCCUCCAAACCUCCCCUGCUCAGUGACGUUGCAGCCAGGGCCUGAGGACACAGGGAAGAGUCUUUCCUCACAGGCCUGUGGUGUGGACUAUGAAGUCAAAGCCUUCUGUGCUGAGAACCUGGAGGAGAAGAUCCACAAACGGAAUUCUGUGCGUCUGGUCAUCCGCAAGGUGCAGUAUGCCCCAGAGAGACCAGGCCCCCAGCCCACGGCUGAGACCACCAGGCAGUUUCUCAUGUCUGACAAGCCCUUGCAUCUAGAAGCUUCCCUGGAUAAGGAGAUCUAUUACCAUGGGGAGCCCAUCAGUGUGAACGUGCACGUGACCAACAACACCAACAAGACAGUGAAGAAGAUCAAGAUCUCGGUGCGCCAGUAUGCAGACAUCUGUCUAUUCAACACCGCCCAGUACAAGUGCCCCGUGGCCAUGGAAGAGGCAGAUGACACCGUGGCCCCCAGCUCAACCUUCUGCAAGGUCUACACACUCACUCCCUUCUUAGCCAACAACCGAGAGAAGCGGGGCCUUGCCCUAGAUGGGAAGCUGAAACAUGAAGACACAAACUUGGCAUCCAGCACCCUGUUGAGGGAAGGAGCAAACCGAGAGAUCCUGGGCAUCAUUGUCUCCUACAAAGUGAAAGUGAAGCUGGUGGUGUCCCGGGGUGGCCUGUUGGGAGAUCUUGCAUCCAGUGACGUGGCUGUGGAACUUCCCUUCACCCUCAUGCACCCCAAGCCCAAAGAGGAACCCCCACAUCGAGAAGUUCUAGAAAAUGAAACACCAGUGGACACCAAUCUCAUAGAACUUGACACCAAUGAUGACGACAUUGUGUUUGAGGAUUUUGCCCGACAGAGACUGAAAGGCAUGAAGGACGACAAAGAGGAGGAGGAUGGUAGCGGCUCUCCACAGCUCAACGACAGAUAGGCUGGGGGCAGCUCUUCCUCCGGGCAGCUUCUGGUCCACUUGUACUAGGAUGCUUAUUUGUCUUCUUCCUGUUCUAGACCCUUUCCCCUUUGUUCUUCUAGUUUCCACCAGAAGACCCCAGUGGUCUUUUAGGUGCCAGUGGUAACCUCUGGCCUAAGGAUUGGGCCUACAUCUCCGUGCCAACAGGGCCACACUCACCACUUUAACCGCUCUCACAUGUCUCAUGUCUCCAACACCCCGCCCCCAACCCACCCCACUUCUCAUGCUGACCCUUGGAAAGGACACCAUGGCUCAGACCUUAGAAUUUUACUUGGGAUGUGGAGCAGAAAGUGAGGGAUGGGACAUGGAAACUGGUAGGGUUGGAGAGGGAGGCUUGACAUUUGGGAACGGAUGGCCACAGUACCAGGUGGUAGUUGACAUGGUUCUGGCAGCUAAAAGAUGGCCAUGUUGAAAAGCUCCCCCUUCUGGCUGAGAGGGGCAAACCUGUGGGUAGAGUCUCACUCAACUCCUUUUUGUAGUUUGGACACCAACAAACAUCUAUCCCCUUCUAUGCCCAGGCUCUCAUGGUGGCCCUCUGUGUCUGAUAAUGGCAUUGAUGAAGGUUGGCAGGUCUUGGGCAUGGAGAAAAGCUGCUGGAUCAACUUUCUCACCAGUCUAAGGCAAGGGUGUGAAUUAGCUCAAGUCUAUUUUGGUAGUGUCAGGAUGUCACAUCCUAGCUACCUUGUGUCAUGUGUGUCCUAUCUAUAAAUAUACAGAGAAAAAGAGAGAAAAGAAAGAAAUCUUCAGAAAGCACCAAGUCUGGGGCAGAGUGACUACCAGGGCUCAGCUGGUUGUGUGGGAUGAGAGAGUGACGAGGUCACAGUGCCCCCCCCCCACUUGAAGGGGGUCCUUCCCCAGAAACUGGCAGGUCCCACCAAGGUGCCCUCACCUAUGAGGAAGGAGGCUGGGAAACCUUUGUCUUCCUGAUGAUUCUCAUGGAUCUCAGUGUCGUGGGCACCCAGUUCCCACUGACUGAUGUGAUGGGGCUUGGGGCAUUUUCAUGGCAGCAGGGUUGGAAGAUGAAGAGGUAUAAAGUAUCACACAGUUCUGUUCUAGCCUUUAAUGCUGACUUAACUGUGUGGCCUUCAGCAACUUCUUGUCCCUCUUUGGAUUUUGCUCUUCAUUCAGAAAACCAAAGCAUUUGACCAUAUGUUUGUAGAGGGACCUCCAAGCUCUGGCUUCUGAGAAAAGUUCUCCUGAGAACUUUAGAACUCUGGGUCUGGUGUGGGGAGCCCAAGCCAUUGCCACUGGUCUGUCUGCCUCUGUGGCAUCAUUGAACUACAAAGGUGACAGGACCUUGGAGAGCUCCCAGUGCAUCUGCUCCAACCUGGGAAUGGCUUCUCCUGGGUCCUGCCUGUGUGUGUGUGUGUGUGUGGGGGGGGGUUUGGGGGGCGGUUCUGAUGGUAAGCUGUGGCCUUAGCCAUCAUGAGCUGCUCAGUCCUGGAGCCUGCGUAUUACAGAAUGAGAGCUUGUGCUCAAUGAGGCUUGAGUGGGAGCUUUUGAUAGGACUUUCAGAGCUUUACCUUUUGUCCAGGCUAAUAUAUUAACAGGGAAGGGGCUCUUUCCUCAACUUCUGCUCCCAUCUCUGCUCCACAUUAGUUUGAAAAGGGAGACAACAAAACAGUGUUCUACAUACUGGAUCAGAACCUUCUUCAGUCCCCCAACUCAGGGGAAACUCUGCAACUAUUUUUCAUGGUGAAAUUGCUUGGUUCACCUGCCUGGCACUGUACCUGACCCUUCUCUUCUGAAUGUCACGAAGACACAAUCCUGAAUGCCCCUGCCCCACAUCAGGACCACAUAGGAUUGGGGCAGUCCCACUCCCCUGGCCUCUCAUGGGGUCCCCACUAUAGGUGCCCCAAUGUCUGCCCCCUGCCUGAGCUUGCUGAGUGUUUGCAUCUCAUCUGGGCGCUAUAGCUGGUACAGUGCUGCCAGACCACAAGGAACACUCCCACAUUCCAGCGUCUUCCUCUGGGACUUUUGGGGCUGGUACAGACUUUUUAGUUUUGGGGGUGAUUAGCCCCCAACAAACCUCUCUUCCUACCCCUAACUACUAAAGGUAUCAAACAGGUUUCCUAAACUUCUCUCCAACAACACCACACCAUUUGGGGCUUAUUCCAGUGUUUAGAAUUUCCCCAUUUGCAGGAAGCAGCACAGUCCCAGCUGGACUUGGGGACACUGAAUUGCAGAGGAUCAGGGUCAAGUUCAUUUGGCUUCACCAUCCUUGGCUGACACAUCUCCACUCCAUGCCAAGCACUGGAGGCAUGACAAGAGGUCAGCCUCAGCCUCAGUCCUCAGGACACUUGUGGGCAGGAGAAAGUUUUGGGGGUGGGAGUGUGGAGUAGUGGGACUCACUGCCCUUGGGGCCACAUGGCUGCCUUGAUGUGCCUUGGUGUGAGUGAGAACACAGCCCCUCUCAGGCAGCCUCAGCUGAGGGGUGUGAGCAUCACUCAGUCUGGAGCUUAGGCCCCACUUUCCCCCCCAGGGGGGCACCCGUCACAGCAUGGGCUGCAGUCUGGAGGAGUCACCAGGCAUCAGGGAUUCCUCAGUCUCUCCCUGAGAUCCUCUUUAGUUUCCUAGCUGGCUCCAAACCUCAUUCUCCCCACAGCCCCCAUAUGUGACCAAGUCCUCUGCAGCACCCUUUCCUUGGAGUUGGGUGUGACUCGGGAGAGGAACUGAGGGUAGGAAGCUCUUCUAGACCCCAGAAGCCAGGUCACAGCACUGGCUCUUUGUGGUUUGACUCCAGGGGCCUCGAUGGUCUCUAAGCCCAGCCAGGUGAGUGUGGGCUCAAUUAGGGUUCAAGGUCAGCUGGAGAAGCUUGUUAGCUUGUGCAGCAGUAGGAAUGUUUGCUUAGGAGUCCUGAUGUCACUAACCAGCAGACAACUCGACUUGAGCCAGUCACUGGACCACUUGGUCUUGGUUUUCCAAGUUGAACCUGGCACAGUCAUCCCUCCCCUUCUGACUAAAGGAACAUCGAGGCCGGAGGAGCUGGGAGGUGGUUGGUGUGCUGAGAGCUCUCAACACCUUACAGUUGUAGUGGGGGAGGCCUCGUCCCACCAGUGUCCACCUCUGUCUCCCUUGUCACUCAGGCAGAUGUUGAUCAGGAGAAGUGGCCAGUUUCUCUUGGUGACUCAGCUGAGAGGGACAUUCAGAUGCUCUUUAGUAAUGCUGUGCCUGGGGACUGUGGACCUGACAGCCAGGACAGAAGAGGGGCAAGACAUAGUGUUGUCAGUGAUAUCCACACAGCAUGUGGAUGUGGAACAAUGCCAUCCCACUUCCCUGGGCCAGGGUCAUGGGAUAAUAGGGGCACUGUCAUAGGAGAAGGAGGGCUUCUGGAACUGUUAUCUGGAACUGGAACCUCUCAGGUCUGGUAUCACCCACACAUCCCAUCCCUCAGACUUCAGGAAGGCCAUGUCAUACCUGCUCUGAUGUUGCCAGCCCCCUGCCCCAGGCUUAACAGGUGAGACUGAGCCCACACCAUUCCAUUAAAGAACCCCAAAGGUGAGGUGAAAGAGAUGUGACUUGCCCCUUUAUUUCAUAGCACAAGGCCCCAUGGGAAAAACAGUCACUGCCUGUGCUUCCUGGUGACACUUGCCUAUCACCCUGACUGCUGAGCCCCACUUGACUUUUCCCUGUCCUGCCAGUGACUGGACAUUUCUACGCAGCCCAGAUGGGAGAAUCAAACUCCAGCCUUCCCUAAGAUCUCAUGGGCACAGGAUCUAACCUGUUCUGAUGUUUUUAUUAUUAAAGUCAAUAAGGACCAAAACAGACUCUCCUGCCCUUGUGCACAUUGGCCCUGCCAGCUCCAUCAUGUUGACCCCCCCGCCCCGGCCUCAGAUGGCACACCUCCGUUGCUCCCCUGCAGGACCACUUCAGGGAGAGGCCUGUGGGAGAGGAAACCUCCUCUCUUCACUACUCUUUCCCAACUCUUCACCCUGAAAGGGAAGUCAAAGCACAGGUCCCCAGGACCCACAGCACCUGUAAACACUCUGACACAGAUUUUUAAACCAGGUUCUGCAGAGCUUUGUCAGGGAGUUCUCAGGCAGGGAGGUGGGGGCGGAGGCUGAAAGAGGUCUCUGGCAACCCUACCUCAUUGCCAACUCCAAGGAAAAGACUCUGCUAUUAUUUGCCUCACCUUUUGAGGCUUAACCUCCACUCAUUCUUCUGAAAACAAACUUCUUCAAACCACCAUGCCAAUUAAGGUGUGAUCCUAGACCAGCAAACAUAGGUUCCAGUCUUGCUUUCCAUGUUGGAAUGGCUUCAGCAUUCUGAUGUAUCUUUAGUCUUCAAACUUGAGUCAGGAACCCAGACCCAGUCAUUUGCUUACACAUUUUCUUUCUUUCUCCUUUCCCUUUCUCCCCCACCCCUCUAACCUGAUAGUUUUGCAGCCCAUUCACCCUGAAACUCUGGCCCAGGUGCUCAGUGAGGCUGAACACAUGUGGUGUGGAUAUGGAGUAAAAGCAGGCCUGGCUCCCAUCCAGGACACGUGUGAAUCUCAGCGUGACACCCCAGCUUCCUGACCAGGCCCAUGGGAUGACAGGAGGAACAGUGCUAUAGGAGAAGACAGAAUUGGCUCCACUGUAGCCAGGUGAGGACAGUCCAGACAUAAUAAACACCAAGGGAGGACCUGACAGCCACUGACCCUUCUGUGAAGGCAGAACCUUCUAGAGCCUUGUAGGCAGCAAGUGUCCUUGGGUUGAGUUUAACAGGAUUAGCAAGCACAUUGGGGGAUAGCCAAGUCUAUGCCUGAAGAAAGACAGGCCCCUUCCCUAGCCCUCCAAGUCCUCUCUCCAGGAUAUCCCUCUGCCUGAGCCCCCCUCAAAGGUAAAGGGUAGGCACUUUGAUGAAGCCUGUAGGGGCUCCUGGCACUUGAAUCCUGCCAGACACCCCUCCAGAGCUUCCUAGACCAAAAUAGAAAGCCUGGGGCACAACAUACAGCAGAGCAUGAGCUACAGUGCCAACCAGGCCACAUACCCUGAAGUGCCCCAUGACCUUCCUUUCUCCAUGUGUGACACGAGGCUGGUGCCAGGCCCUGCCAGCUCAUAGGGAGUUCUGCCAAGGUCAUAGGAGGGGCAGGGGUGAAAGAUGAGAGCUUCACAAAUGGGGGUGUACCCAUAGCCUGAGCACCAGGUUAGCAGAGCUCUCAGGAGAUAAGUGACUGGUUCCCUGGGUAGGUAGGGGUAGGGACAUCUCUGCUCACAUUAAGGUCUAACCAUCGCUGGGGGUUGGUGCCCUCCACUGACCAGUCCUCAACCUGAUACCAUGACUGUGUGUGGGCUUCUGGGCAUGGACAAUGACUGGGUGGCAGGGACAGGUCUCCAGGGCUGUGGCCCUUCUGUUAAGUGGUUAUUUUCGUGACACUCAUUCCUGGGUCAUCUGCCAAGUUUAUUGUCUAUUGUACCUGUGGCAUUCUUUAUUCUGUCAGAUAAAUUAUCACAAUUUAUUAAGUUCUAACAGGACAAUUGAACAAAAGAAUCACAGGAGACUAUUAAAGGUCUUUUGUAACAGA
Messenger RNA from Erinaceus europaeus (western European hedgehog), 7218 nucleotides. It is a transcript of the gene ARRB1, whose product is annotated as arrestin beta 1. The record is from RefSeq and is a predicted model, not a curated record. The transcript has 16 exons. Gene Ontology annotation, biological process: G protein-coupled receptor internalization; visual perception; signal transduction. The coding region runs from base 387 to 1673 and encodes 428 amino acids. Gene Ontology annotation, molecular function: G protein-coupled receptor binding. NCBI's taxonomy places the organism in Eukaryota, Metazoa, Chordata, Mammalia, Eulipotyphla, Erinaceidae.